GACCGGGGCAGGGCGAGAGAGCGGGGCCGGCGGGGCGCGAUGGCGGAGGGCGGGGACGCGCCCGCCCCGGGCAGUGCAGGUCGCAACCUGAAGGAGUGGCUGCGGGAGCAGUUCUGCGACCACCCGCUGGAGCACUGCGAGGACACCCGGCUGCACGACGCGGCCUUCGUGGGGGACCUGCCCACGCUGCGCAGCCUGCUGCAGGACGAGAGCUUCCAGAGCCGGAUCAACGAGAAGUCGGUGUGGUGCUGCGGCUGGCUGCCCUGCACGCCGCUGCGCAUUGCCGCCACCGCCGGCCACGGGCCCUGCGUCGACUUCCUGCUGCGCAAGGGGGCCCAGAUCGACCUGGUGGACGUCAAGGGGCAGACGGCUCUCUACGUGGCCGUGGUCAACGGGCACCUGGAGUGUGCCAAGAUCCUGCUGAAGGCCGGCGCUGACCCCAACGGGAGCCGGCACCACCGCAGCACCCCGGUGUACCACGCGGCACGGGUGGGGCGCGCCGACAUCCUGCAGGAGCUCAUCAGGUACGGCGCGGACGUGGACGUGAACCACCAGCCGGCGUCGCGCGGGAGCGGGCAGGCGCUGCGGCCGCUGACCACGCUGGUGGUGUGUCCCCUGUACAUCAGCGCCGCCUACCACAACCUGCCCUGCUUCCGCCUGCUGCUCCAGGCGGGAGCCGACCCGGAUUUCAACUGCUGCGGGCCCAUCAACGUGCAGGGCUUCUCGCGGGGCUCGCCCGUGUGCGUGCUGGACGCCGUGCUGCGGCACGGCUGCGAGCCCGCCUUCGUGCGCCUGCUCGUCGACUUCGGCGCCGAUCUCAACCUCGUCAAGGUGGAGGCCCUGGGGCUCGAGGCCACGGGCAGGGUCAAGGUGAACGCCGAGGCGCUGGAGGUGUUCAAAGAGGCGAGGGGCCGCGCCCGGAGCCUCUUGUCCCUGUGCCGCAUAGCAGUGCGGAGAAUCCUUGGCAAAUCCCGCCUGGAUCUGAUCCACAGCCUUCCCAUCCCUGACCCCAUUAAACAAUUUUUACUCCAUGAAAACAGUUAAGGGGCAGCUGGCUGCUUUUGGGGACAGUGUGACUUGGUAAAUGAGUGCCCUGACAGAGCCAGGUGCCAUUCCUGCCUCUUUUUCCUUCAUGGAGUGCACAUAAUUCCCUGCUCCUGUGGAUUGUUUUUUCUCCUCCAGAUUUAGGGUGCAGUGUGAUUCAGUGUCUUAUCUCCUUGGGGAGAGGCUGCUAAACGUGUGUGGGUGUUGCUGGAGCAAAUACAAUAUAUCCUGUAGCUGUUGGCAAAUGUGUAACCUCUGUUACUGAUCUGUGUCACACACACACACACCUGGGGUCUCUGUGGCAUUUCUGUGUGGGGAAAGUGUCCUUACUUUACUCUUUUUCCCAUCAAACCAGAAGUUCCUACCUACAUUUUAAUCCAUAUCCCAUGGUAAGAGCAGAGAAAACCCACCCAGAUCCACGUAAUGGGUCUGUUUUGUUUGCAUCAUGGAAAAGGGAGAAAAAAGGGAUUUAUUUUGAGGAGUUGGGAGAUUUUGUGCUUCCAAUCACAGUGUUGCAUGCAGCAGCCUGGGCUCCUUUGACUUCCAGUGCCUCUUCAUGCCACAAACUCCCAGAAGAGUCAAUUCUGCAGGGAUUCAGCAGCCUUUUGUUGGCACCUCAGGGUCAGCCAGUGAUGUGCUCAGUGCAGAGGAAUCCUUGUCAAAAUAGCAACUUUAGAAGGAUAGAGAUGAUGAUGCCUUAGGAUCUUGGGAAAAAUCUCAGGUGAUAAUUGGCACUUGCUUUAACUUUUCUGAUUCAAGUAAAGUCACUGUGUUAUAAGUUAA
Molecule: messenger RNA, 1827 nt
Organism: Melospiza melodia melodia
Lineage: Eukaryota; Metazoa; Chordata; Aves; Passeriformes; Passerellidae
Gene: ASB1
Product: ankyrin repeat and SOCS box containing 1
Biological process (GO): intracellular signal transduction; protein ubiquitination
Cellular component (GO): ubiquitin ligase complex
Molecular function (GO): protein binding
Source: RefSeq, a predicted model, not a curated record